AUGCGAUCUCACUCUGUGCUUUCCACUGCAGCGCUGCUGGCACUUGCCACGGUGCCUUGCACUGCAUUCGGCGACAAUAUUAUUUAUCCUCAACAACAAAAAGAAGCCUUCAACACGACUGAAAUACCCCGAGCUCCUCUUCCUUGGGGAAGGGUCAACUUUCUGCACACAACGGAUACUCAUGGAUGGCUUGAUGGGCACGCAAAUGUACCCAGCUGGGGUGCUGACUGGGGCGACUUCGUUUCCUUUGUCAUGCACAUGAAAGAUAAAGCCUUACGCAAGAAGGUAGAUCUUCUUCUUAUCGAGAGUGGUGAGUUCCCUUUGAUGUCAAUGUUUUUACUUCGAGAAAAAUCUCCGAUGUUGACGUGGUCACCUUUCCUUCUCCUAGGAGACUUCCAUGACGGUGGCGGCCUCAGCGACAGUACAAGCCCCAAAGGAGCUGUCUCAGACAGUAUCUUUGAGAACAUUGAUUACGAUAUCGUGACCAUUGGUAACCACGGCGUUCGAACCGGGGCAGAAGCGUUAAACAUCCAUUACAACCUAUCGAGAGUCUUUGGUGACCGGUUUCUCACCAGUAACGUCGACGUAGAAGACAAUAAAAAACUUGAAUCAAUUGGCAAUCGAUAUCGCGCUUUCCAGACCAGAAAUGGGCUACGGAUCGUGGCGUUUGGAGUCACUGUCAAUGACCCUGUCCUCAGGGAUCUAAACCAUACAGAGGUUCACAACGCGAGCUGGAUAUUCGAACAAAAGUGGUUUGAGGAAGCCAUGAAGAAAGAGGCUGACCUCUACGUGAUUGUUGGUCAUGCCCCUACCUACGCUUCCUGCCUGGAUCCUACAAAGGAUAAUCCUAUGGUGUGUCUGCGCGAUAGGAUCAGGAAUUCCACAGAUAAGCCUAUCCAGCUCUUCGGGGGCCACGCCCAUCAUCGAAACUUCACGUGUUAUGACGAAAGAUCCUCAGGUAUUGAAUCUGGCAAGUAUUGCGAUACCGUGGGAUGGGUGGCCUUGAACAACGUGUCAUCACCUACGUGGUCUGGUGCGAAGGAGCUGCUGGGUGACGAGCCCCAUCCGAACAAGUCCUGCGCCGUAGGAAAUCAAGGAGAUACACAGGACAUCCCUUAUCUUCUAGAUCGCCGAUACCUGGACUGGAACCGUGUAACGUUUGCGUACCAUACGGUGAACCUGGAAGGAAACACCAGCAACCCGUCCGUGCCAGCAUCCUUCGAUAUGCCCCUGGGCCGCAAGGUCACCGAUGAUAUCAGCAAAGCCCGACAUUUACUCAACCUGACCCACUUCCUAGGCUGCGCAAAAGAAGACUACUGCUUCAAUUGCAAGAAAGUGGGAGAGGACGGCAAUAUCUAUGAGCUCCUAAAGGUUGCCCUCGCUGAUACGGUUGUCAACAAAGAGCGGGCACACCUUGCACGGGUUGUGAUUUCCAACGACGGUACAAUCCGGGAUAAUAUUUACCAAGGCCCUUUCACGACAGGGGACGCUUAUGCUGUCGUGCCCUUUCCGAAUCAUUUCCAGUAUAUCGCGAAUAUGUCAUGUCAUGAUUUUAAGAAGAUGACUUCAAGUUUGCAGGCAAAGCAAAACGUUUCCUGCAUCAAUGACGGCGACCAUGAUGAUUCCUCUGUGGGUAACGAAGAGGGUCAUAGAUCCGAGUAUCAGUCACACCUGGAACUUCGGAGCAUAUUUGACGAUCGUAGUUAUCAUCAGGCUAGGGAACGGAAAGAAUACAGCCCAGGGUACACAACGCACGACGCCUUAGGCAACGACGGAGACGAUACUCUACACUCUCGUGUUAUCGAGGACGAAAGAUACAUGAAACUGUUCUGGGCAAAUGCCAGCUUCCCGAACCUGCCUCACUACCCGCCUUCAUUUGAUGUGGUUUUCACCGACUACCUCAUGAAGAGAAUUCUCGACGCUCUUAAGAAAACAGGAGCUCCCUAUACGGAGAAAGAUGUCAUCGAUUACCUGCCGCGGACUUAUACUAGCAGGGACGUCCUUGUUGAUUAUACUGCGAGGAAUUGGAGCCAGGAUAGGGAGAACUGUCCUAUUCGGAAGCCGGGUGAUCGUUAG
Molecule: messenger RNA, 2076 nt
Organism: Aspergillus fischeri NRRL 181
Lineage: Eukaryota; Fungi; Ascomycota; Eurotiomycetes; Eurotiales; Aspergillaceae
Product: Ser/Thr protein phosphatase family protein
Exons: 1
Coding region: 1-2076 (691 amino acids)
Biological process (GO): nucleotide catabolic process
Cellular component (GO): cytosol
Molecular function (GO): hydrolase activity
Source: RefSeq, a predicted model, not a curated record